Equus caballus (horse) is the source of this 580-nucleotide messenger RNA. RefSeq names its product NADH:ubiquinone oxidoreductase subunit B3 (gene NDUFB3). Gene Ontology annotation, biological process: mitochondrial respiratory chain complex I assembly; electron transport chain. Gene Ontology annotation, cellular component: mitochondrion. Lineage: Eukaryota; Metazoa; Chordata; Mammalia; Perissodactyla; Equidae. The record is from RefSeq and is a predicted model, not a curated record.
UCUGUGACCCAGUCCCGGAACGUUAAAUGGCUUCUCUGCUUUCCUCCGUAAGGAACUCGAGAUGACAGCUUCCGUUUCCGGUUGGCUCCGGCUGCGGGGUUGAAUGUUGAGUGUCCUGAGAGGUCAGAUUGCUGUCAGUCUUUUCUUAGAGACAUGGCCCAUGGACAUGGACAUGAACAUGGUCAUAGUAAAAUGGAACUUCCAGAUUAUAAACAAUGGAAGAUAGAAGGGACACCAUUAGAAACUGUCCAGGAGAAGCUCGCUGCGCGAGGGUUAAGGGAUCCAUGGGGCCGCAAUGAAGCUUGGAGAUACAUGGGUGGCUUUGCAAACAAUGUUUCCUUUGUUGGUGCAUUAUUGAAAGGAUUCAAAUGGGGAUUUGCUGCAUUUGUGGUAGCUGUAGGAGCUGAAUAUUACCUGGACUCCCAGAAUAAAGAUAAGAAGCAUCACUGAAGAUAAUACCUGGAAGUAUAUUAGUGGCUUCUUAACGCUCUUAUAAAAAUAAGAUUUCUUCACUGUAGCCUACUUGUCUAUUUGUCCCUUAAAGGACACUAGUAAGAUUUAUUAAAGUAAGAAAACAUGU